Molecule: messenger RNA, 3396 nt
Organism: Haliaeetus leucocephalus (bald eagle)
Lineage: Eukaryota; Metazoa; Chordata; Aves; Accipitriformes; Accipitridae
Gene: FLOT2
Product: flotillin 2
Exons: 9
Coding region: 2226-3281 (351 amino acids)
Biological process (GO): regulation of myoblast differentiation; protein localization to plasma membrane
Cellular component (GO): plasma membrane
Source: RefSeq, a predicted model, not a curated record
UGUUUCUUAGACUCCAAGGCCUGCUGCCCUGAUACAGAGUUUGUCCUUGUGACCUGGUCCUGCCUAGGGGAAGAUGCUGGGAGGGAAACGUUGUUAGCUUUUGACAGAAUUUGACUCCCCAAAUAGGCAGCUGGAUGCUUUGAUUUAAAAUUGCUCCCGACAGCUCAUUCUGGGUGUAUAAAACCAAGAUAGUGGUUCUGAGUGCACACAAGGCUGUGGUCACCAUGUGUCCCAAGGCAUGUCCAGGUCUGUUGUUGCAGGAGAGGUGACGGUCACAUUCGCUGCGGUGAGCAGUGGAGCCAAGGGGAGCUGCUGAGUGACGCAGUGAUGUGACCAAAAUCCCACAUGCGUCAAAAGGCUCCCCCUAGGGAAGAGCACCGUGGCUGCUGCAGCCCUUUUAAGACCAAGUGCUUGACAUAUUUCACCCAGUGCUUUCCAGAGCAGCGGAUUCCUCCGUGGGUUCAUUGGUUUGUUCUCGGCUGACAUUGCAGAGGAGCUGUGUGCUGUGUCUGUGCGUAAGUGAGGAUGUGAAUUCAGCCAGGAGCAGUUUCUGGGUUGUCACACAUGGCAGAAGGGCUGGGCACAACAGCGGAUAAUCCAUCGCCCUGCUGCUGUUGGGGAACGGGGCUACAUGCAAGAGCACCAGCAUGGGAGCCAGCAUCUUGGGCUCAUCGUGGCUCUAAUGAUGUGAACCAGUGUCGUUGUUUUCAGUUUUUCAGUUCUUUAUAUCCAUUUAGCUGCUAAUGUGUCACGUAACCGCAGUGGUCUUUGCACGGUUGGCAAAAUGUGUGCACCCCUCUGUUCUGUCCCCUCACACACAUUUCAUAAAUCUGUAGGCUUUUCCUUCUGCAUUUGGAAAAGGUAUUUCUGUGAAGGCAGCAUUCCUUUUUGACCUAAUUUUGGGACAUCUUUCCAUUGCCUGCAAAAUGGCCUAGGCUGGGCAGCGCAUGGUAGCAGAAAGCUGGAUCACCAGGUGCCUUGAUUUAAAAAUGCAGCUCCCAAUUCAUCUCAUUCAUGUUAUUCUCUUCUCACUGUUCAUUUUUUCCACUGUCAAUUAAUUUUAAAGGUUUAGGCUUGUGAGAUGCAAGGAAUUGCCGUGCAGAAAGCAGGCUUGAGGCAGCUGGGGACACGCGUGGCAGAGGUUACCUUAAUUUUGCAGAAGUACUUUUGAGGCAAACGUCUUUCUUUUAAGGCCUUGUGCAAAAAAAGGAAAAAAGUAAACAAAUUAUUACUAGAGAAACACCUUUUAAAAUGUUUGCUGUACUAAUAGAAGUGCUUAAUGUACAUAAGGAUGCUGUCUUUUUUUGAAGAGGGAUGUAAUGAGUACUCACCAGGAGCCUCCUUCCUGUAUUGGCUGGGUGCUUGUGGUGCGCAGGGAUGCUGCUGCCUUAGGCCAAGCUGGGCUUCAUAUCCUUCUGUACAAUUUUUCUGAGCCUCAAGCUAAUUGGAUUGUCUCUGCUCACCCCUCGCUGUGAUUGCAGCUGGCUGGAGCUGGGUGCGGUGGUAUCGAUCCUUCAGAUGGAAUUGUUUUAUGGAGGCUCUCUGAUUUCCUGCCGGCUAAACUCUCUCUCUGAUGUGAAUGACAUUUGAAGAAGCACCAAGUGUCGCAGUGCCCUGUCUGAAAUACUGGAAACAAGCUGAGCGCGAAUUGCUCAACUCUGUUCUGUUUUGUGCAACCUUUGCUUCAUAGGUUGACAUCUAUAUUCAGUGGAUAGCCAGGCUCGUUUGGGCUGUGCAGGGUCUACCAGUGCAGGCAGGCUGGUGGCUAGCUUUAUUCAGAGAGGCUGAAUCGUUCCCUGCUCCUGUUAAGUACCGCAGGGACUCUCUUAAUGAACAUCCCGCUCUGUGCUCUAACUGUCCUCUCCAUAGCUCCUGAAGGGUGGGGAUUGUUUAGAGAGGUGGAAUUGCUGGCAGAUGCACACCAUAAAUGCUGCUGCUGACUCUAAUUGGUUUUGGUAUUUGCAAAAACCUCCCGUUUGCUGCGAGAUGAGCCUUGUGCAGGGCCCACGCUCCCGGGUGCAGCUCCAUAAUCAGCUCUCCCAACUCCCCCUUGUGUAGAAAGUGCACACUGCUGGCCCGGGGUGCAGGGAUGAGAAACCACUGUGGUCUGGCCCUGUAAGGAACCCAGAGGUCUUGGGGAGAAAGCAGAAGAGGAUUGCCACGCUUGCCCUAGUCCCUUUGGUUUUAGACUAGGAGACCCAGCCUGAGAAGCAAAGGUGAAGAUAAUGACUGAGAAGGAGCUCCUGGCUGUGGCCUGUGAGCAGUUCUUGGGGAAGAACGUGCAGGAUGUGAAGAACGUGGUCCUUCAGACACUGGAGGGGCAUCUACGCUCCAUCCUAGGUACCUUGACAGUGGAGCAGAUCUACCAGGACAGGGAUCAGUUUGCCAAGCUGGUGCGGGAGGUGGCAGCUCCUGAUGUGGGUCGCAUGGGUAUCGAGAUCCUGAGCUUCACCAUCAAGGAUGUCUAUGAUAAAGUAGAUUACUUGAGCUCCCUGGGAAAGACUCAGACUGCGGCUGUCCGAAGGGAUGCAGACAUCGGUGUGGCAGAAGCCGAGCGAGAUGCUGGCAUUCGGGAGGCAGAGUGCAAGAAAGAAAUGCUGGAUGUCAAGUUCAUGGCAGAUACCAAAAUAGCAGAUUCCAGACGGGCUUUUGAAUUGCAGAAAGCUGCCUUCAGUGAGGAGGUCAACAUGAAGACUGCAGAGGCCCAGCUGGCCUAUGAGCUCCAGAGCGCCCGGGAGCAGCAGAAGAUCCGCCAGGAGGAAAUUGAAAUCGAGGUGGUGCAGCGCAAGAAGCAGAUCGAUGUUGAAGAGAAGGAGAUCAUCCGGAUGGAAAAGGAGCUGAUAGCCACUGUGAAGCGGCCGGCCGAGGCUGAAGCCUACCGUAUCCAGCAGAUCGCCGAGGGCGAGAAGGUGAAGCAAGUCCUCAUUGCGCAGGCGGAGGCAGAAAAGAUCCGCAAGAUCGGAGAAGCAGAGGCUUUUGUAAUCGAGGCCAUCGGGAUGGCAGAGGCUGAGAGGAUGAAGCUGAAAGCUGAAGCGCUCCAGCAGUAUGGAGAAGCUGCCCAGCUGGCUCUAGUGCUGGAUGCGCUGCCUGAGAUCGCUGCCAAAGUGGCUGCUCCCCUCUCCAAAGUGGACGAGAUCGUUAUUCUCAGUGGAGAGAGCAGCAAUACAACAUCCGAGGUAAACCGUCUGCUGGCUGAGAUCCCUGCCUCUGUGCGUGCCAUCACUGGCGUGGAUCUCACAAAGAUUCCCCUGAUCCAGAAAGCCACCGGGGCCCAGGCAUGAGGCUGGGCAACCCAAAGCUAGUGAAGAUCACUCCCUGUUAUGCACUCAGACAUCAACUGCCUUCAACACGUGGGAAUUCCUUUUAUAUCAAAGACAAUUGGAGUUUCAUUUUUAA